Pungitius pungitius (ninespine stickleback) is the source of this 6324-nucleotide messenger RNA. RefSeq names its product retinoblastoma binding protein 6 (gene rbbp6). Gene Ontology annotation, molecular function: nucleic acid binding; zinc ion binding; ubiquitin protein ligase activity. Gene Ontology annotation, cellular component: nucleus. Lineage: Eukaryota; Metazoa; Chordata; Actinopteri; Perciformes; Gasterosteidae. The record is from RefSeq and is a predicted model, not a curated record. The transcript is spliced from 15 exons. The coding region runs from base 1452 to 5948 and encodes 1498 amino acids. Gene Ontology annotation, biological process: ubiquitin-dependent protein catabolic process; protein ubiquitination.
AUUAAAUCUGUAUCUUCGAACGCUUCCAUUUCCUCAACUGCAGUCAGAGUUCCCGUCGCAAAGAGGAAGCGGUGCACUUCUCAUGAUUUGAAAAACAGGAUGCUGCUUCUCUAAUAUGAAUCUGAUUAUAUUAUAUAUUCUAUAUAGAUAUUAGUAUUUUAGUACAUGUGAAUUCUGCUAACACCCAGUGCUGUUUGGUUAACCCUAAAGGAGCACACAUUUGUGUUUAUUCUCUGUGUUGAAGGCCUUCUGCUGUUAAUUUUAGCCCACUGGGGUGUCCCCCGCUGGGGUGUCCCCAGAGGAUGAUUUUUGGGUGUGGCGGGAGCUGCUCGGGCGGGUCACUCUUUAUCUCGCAGCUAUUCCCUGCUGAUAAAAACCCAACCGUUGUUUCACGAGCUGCCGGCUCCUCCCCCGCUGGAGCUCUGGACUUUUCGGUUGCACCCAAAGGGGUUUCAAUUUAAUAUUUUGGAUCUCAAUCUCGGCAAAAGUCGUGGAAAAAAAAAUCCAAAAGAAUAAUCUAGUAUUAACAACAACAACAAACCCGUCUAAUACAUUAAUGAAAUUGAAAUAUAACUAAACUCCAUAAAACUGAGGGGAGAGGUUUCAUUAAACUUUUUAUUUGUGUUAAUGAAGUUUAUUUAAACAUCUCUGAAGCUUUUACUUGAAUGAGUUUUCACUCCCCUGAUUGUGUCUCUGCUUCCUCAGCAGCAGAAGUGUCCUCUUUUCAGUGCUUUGAGUCUUUCUUACUGCUCAAACCUUUUCUCUUUUUUGUGUUUUUUCUGCCAAUAAAGUCGUUUGUAUGAAGCCGUCUGAUGUAUUGAUUACGUUUGACUUCCGGAGAGAGAGAGUCGUGGUGUCGCUCAUCGUUGGACAUUUUCAUUUUGCUGCAGAGAAAAUGAAAGGACCAUCAUUUUGUUCUCCAGCAGUUGAGUGUUUCAGAGGAGAGAUCCUGGCUUUGGAUCGACAUUCAAACACUUUUCUUCACCGAGCUUUAAACAAAUCCGCAUGAAUAAUAUAUUUGAUAUAAAAUGGUGCAGUCAGUCUCUCCUCCACGCAUUGCCUCUGUUUAGUGUAACUUGUAAAAGUACAUCAUUCAUGUUGGAGUGUAUAUAGUCAGAAACGUGAGUCUUUGGACCGUGAAAGUGCUGGACUGAACCUUUCCAUCGGCAGAAGACCGCGUCCUCAUCCGUCACAUUGAUUGGUCUUUGGUUUCAUUAUCUGCCGUCUUUUCCAGCAAAGCAGGAGGAGCUGAGCAGGAACAGUGACUGCUUUUAGUGGAUCACAGGUACUGAAUUGGACCUUUCUCUGUUCUAUAAAGAACAAGGAUGAACGUUCUGAAAACUGUCGACAAAACUUUGUUUUGGAACCAUUUUCUUUUUUGUUUUUUCUUCACCGGUCGAUACGAGCGUCACUUUAUUGACUUUUUUUUUACUGCGUAAUCUUUUUGCAAGAUGUCUCGUGGUGGAACUGAUCAUGUGUUUCAUUCUCACAGAUGGAGGACCAGAGUUCUUCCAAAGCUUUGCCCCUUUUCUCAAAGUUACAACAAGAAGUUUGGUACUGUACUUCCUGCCAACUACACCUGUUAUCGCUGUGGAAACACCGGACACCACAUCAGGAACUGCCCCGUCAGCGGGGAUAAAAACUUUGAUGCCCCCGCGAGGAUCAAGAAAAGCACCGGCAUCCCCCGUUCCUUCAUGGUGGAGGUGGACGAUCCCAACACGAAGGGCGCCAUGCUGACCAACUGUGGACGCUACGCCGUUCCUUCCAUAGACAUCGCGGCGUACGCCAUCGGCAAGAAGGAGAGGCCUCCCUUCGGUCCCCAGGAGGACCCCAAGUCAGAAGAGGAGGAGGAGCCGGCGCCCGAGGAACUCCUCUGUGUCAUCUGUCGCGACCUGAUGAGUGACGCUGUGGUCAUACCGUGCUGUGGAAACAGCUACUGUGAUGACUGUAUCCGCAGUGCUUUGCUGGACUCGGAGGACCACGUCUGCCCCACUUGUGGCCAAUCAAAUGUCUCUCCUGAUACGCUGAUAGCCAAUAAGUUUCUCCGACAGGCUGUGGAAACCUUUAAGAAAGAGCGAUGCUACGAUAAAACUCUCCCAAGAGGGAGCUUCACCUCCCAAUCCCAAGAUCCAACCCCGUCAGCGAGCCCUGUCCCUACCCCGCCCCCCCUCGGUGUGCCCAGCCAACCGCAGAAGCCUCACGUGUCGACCCAGCAGGACCCCCUCCGCUCACAGGCCGCAGACACGUCGCCACCGCCUCAGGUGUGCGUGGCUCCGCCCGCAGCCACAAGCCCCGCCUCUUCCCCCGGCACACCGAGCGCCGCCCCCCCGCCUGAGCAAAUCCCGCCGGAGGAACCCGACAGAGAGGCCCAAGAGAAGACCAACGACGAGUCUGCUGCUGCUGCUGCUCCUUCUGCACCAGGUUCCCCAGAGGUCCCCCCCGAUGCCCCUACACAGCUGAUGCCCCUGGUGAUCCCGGCUCCGCCGGUGGAGCCGCCGCUGCAGGCGGCCGCCGUGGACCUGGAGCAGCCCCCCUCAGGUCCCGCCCCCAAGUGCACGGCGCCCUCGACAUGCUGGGAAAGCUCCUCCUCCUCCCCCCUCUGUCCCGCUGGAGGCUGGAGUGAGUCCAGCAACCAGCAGCUUCGUCCCUCUUCCUCCCCCUAUCCGGCGACUCCUCCUCCUCCUCUCUUCCCCCCGCCUCAUUUCCACACCUUCCUGGCCGCCCAGCAGCCUCUCAGCGGUUACCCCCCCGGAUACCCCCCCCCUACGCCCAUGUGGACACUGCCAAACCUCCAGGGGGCCCCUAUCCCUUCCCUGUGCCCCUCUACUGCCAUCCCGGCCCUCAUCCCCAAGGAGUGGUACCGGAAGGAAAGGUCCCCUGACGGAGGAUCCUCCAGCAGGCGCUCCUCCUCUCGAUCGGAUCCAAAGUCCUCAAAGAUCAAGCCUUCUCACUCCUACUCUCGCUCCUCCAGCAGGUCCCGCUCCCGCUCCCACGGCAGGUCCAGGCCCCCGUCGCCUUACUCGCGUCACAAAGACCUGCACAGCCGCUCUCACCCCUCCCGCUCCUACAGCUUCGGAUACAAACGCUCCCCCACGCCGUCCUCGUCGUCCUCGCCGCGGGGCGGCUACCACUCCAGGCCCAAGUCGCCGGCGGAUCCCCGCCACAGUCGGCGCCACGGUAAGAAGUCCGCUUCGGGGGGCGGCUCCGCCUCCAGGAGGCGAGGGGAGCACGGCGAGAGGGAGGCGGGAGCCUCGGGGGGCAGUUUACCCGGACACCUGUACGCUCGCCACGCCAAUCCGGCCUGUGGCGGCCUGGACAGAAAGAGCUUCCUGCAGUGGAGCCGUGAGUACAAAGAGUGGUGCGAUAAAUACUUCAGUAGCUACGUGGGCCACUUCCACCAGCUGCCUCUUCCCCUCCUCAACAUUCCCCCUCCCCCCCAGUGGGAGGGCUGGGAAGGAGGCUCGGGCCCUCGCAGCCGACGCCACGGCAGACGCGCCGCCCGGACGGGGGGCCGCUCGCCGCCGUCGCGCUCCUCCAGCGGCAGCCGCUCCCCCCCGUCUCGGUCUUCGAGGGACAGCCGCUCCACGCUGUCUCGGUCGUCCAGCGACAGCCGCUCGUCUCCGUCUCGUUCGUCCAACGGGAGCCUGUCCUCGGCGUCUCGGUCGUCCAGCGACCGGCGCUCCACGCCGCCCAAGGGCGGUGUUCAGCCGAGGGCGCGUGCAGCGAGGGGCCCCGGGGGCCACAAGAGCCGCGAGGACGAGAAGCGGGAAAACGCGAGGAAUUCGGAGACGCUCGCCACCUUAAAGCACGAGCAAAAGAAGAAGCACGAGGAAGGAGGAGAGGAGUCCUCGUCCCUCGAUGCCGCUGACUCAGCAGAUGACUGCAGGGAGGACAAGAGGAGGCGCCGCGCCGGACCCAAAGCCUCCAGGGACGAAGCGACUGCCGGCGAGGCCUUAGAACCCGUCCGGCCAGAGCGACGUUUGGACAAAGAGGACGAAAGAAGACGCAGAGAACACAGGGAUGUGGAAACGGAGAAAGGACGGAGACGAGGCAGACACUCUGACUCCAGGCAGGAUGUGGGCAGGAGGCACAAAGAGGCGCCCGGGGGCGAGCGGGACACGCGGCGUGCUGACAGACGCCCUGCAGGCAGCGCAGGUCCUGACCCGAGAUCACACAGGAGCAGGAAAAGAAAAGGAGAGGACAUCAAGAGAAGUUCUCGCAGGGCGGACAACAGCAAAUGCCUGAAAACUAACGCCGCAGAGGACCCCGAAAGCCGCAGGAGUGAAUCCCCGAAUCCAUUUGACAAGAAGACGCCGAAAGCAGAGCAGAGCAAAGCGAGGAAAGCUUGGCCUCUGACGGAGCGAGACGUCUGGGAGGGAGGGAUUAGUGUGAAACCACAGAAGAAGAUAAGCAUCAACAUUAACCUCGAAGGAAAGAGGGAAGAGAAAACUGAAAAGCAGCAAUUCUGUUAUUUCGAGAACACGAGGGAAGAAAUGAAGACGGCAGGAGAGAAGGAGAACUCAAACAGAGACACUGAAGCAAAUGAAAACAAGUCCAGCAGAGAAGUGGAAGGUCUGUCUGAAGAAAACGUCCAACCAAACGAGGGAGAAGCAAGACAGAAAUGGGAGAAAGCUACUUUCAGGGAUGAUAAGGGGGAGAAAACGUCUCCUGCCCUCACAGUGGAGGAGACAACAGAACAGAGUCCACAGCUGUGGGACGAAAGAGGCGGGACGGAGGCCAGCAAAGGAGGAGAGGUGAGGGACGAGAGGAGGGGAGCAGAGGCAGGACAGGACGUCCCGAUGGAGGGAGGAGAGUGGAGGACGUGGGAGGACGAGGAGGACGAGUCCCACAGGAGCAUCAGCCAGAUCCACCAAGAUGCAGCGAAGCCCCCGGGGGAGGACAGCAGCGGCCACGAGGAUCCCCAGGAAGAGGAGGAAGAAGAGGAGGAGGAGGAGGUGAAAGCUCUGGAGGAAUGCGGCGAGGACAGAGCUGCAGACCAGGAGGACCAGCUCCUAAAGGUGAAGGUCGCUCGCUCCAAAUGGGACAAGGAGGAGCCGGAGGAAGACGAGCGGGUCGAAGGAGCGGCCCGAGCUCAAACGGAGGCUCCGUCAUCGGUUCUCCCGUCGUCCUCCGUUCGCGUGACAUCACAGACGACCGCCAACAGGGAGCGAGGAGACGGAGAAAAGAGGGCGAGGUCGGGGGAGGCGGAGAGAGGAAGGGAGAUCCAGAAAAACCCUGUUGGGUCCAGUUCACACCGGAGUGGGGCUCCCUCCGGUGGCAGAGACCGAAAGGACAGCACGGUGCAUUCAGACAGAGACCGGGACAGACGGAGGGACAGGGACAGAGGGAGGGAGGGCGAGAGACCCGGGGGAGGGCAGAGAGAGAGCAGACGAUCAACGGAGCGGGCGAGGGACGAAGAGAGGGGGAGGGGCCGGGAGAGAGAGAGGAAGCACGCCAGCGUGGCCUCGGCCAAAAAGAGGAAUCCCCCUCCCUCCUCCCGUUCGAGGUCACGUGACACCGAGAGGGGAGGCCGGCAGCGGGGGGGCGACCCGGCCGACACAAAGAGCUCGCCUCGCCCCGGCAGGAAGCUCCCCGCCGGCCGGAGCCGGGAGAGCGGCGCCCCGAGCCGAGCUCCCGAGCUGCCCGACCCGAAUCCCCACAGAUCAUGUAGAGACGCACCUAAAGACAAAGACCACCCCCACUCCUACCACAACGCCGCCUGGCGGGAGGGCCGGGCGCCGGACGGGCGGUCCAGGUGGGAGGCGGCCAGGGAGCUGGAAGACGGCGAGCGGCCCAGCAGCCACAGCUCGGCGGCGAGCCAGGAGAAGGGCGAGAAGAAGGAGAAGAGGCCGGAGGAGGACGAGCGGCGCGACAAGCAGAGCAGGCCAAAGAGGGGCGGAGACGGGAGGGAGGGGAGGGGCGGGGGGCAGGUGGACGCCUCCCCCUGACCACCGCAGCACGAAUAAAGUCUCUACCGGAACGAUGCUUCUCCUCUGUGUCCCAAAACGUGCCUCAAUUCAUUCUUUCAGCUUAGUUUUGUUUUCCCAGCGUGCUUUUUGUAUCUGAUGUCUGACGUGUGUCAUCCAAUGAGAGCGACUUGUAAAGGAAUAGCACUUUAUACUAAACAUAAUGAAAGCAAAUGUGAAACCUUGAGGCCCCCCCCCCCCCAGGGGCUAUUUAUGAUUUGAAACUGUCAUAUUUUGUUUUUAUUUUGAAUUUUGUAAAUGUUUAUUUAAAAAAACGACUGGAUGGAAAAAGAAUUCCCAAAGAGGAAAGUUGUUUUUUUUCCUGUUUUGGAGGAAAUUAAAAAAGAAGGAACAUUGA